Lactuca sativa (garden lettuce) is the source of this 1109-nucleotide messenger RNA. RefSeq names its product Duplicated homeodomain-like superfamily protein. The record is from RefSeq and is a predicted model, not a curated record. Gene Ontology annotation, molecular function: DNA binding. Lineage: Eukaryota; Viridiplantae; Streptophyta; Magnoliopsida; Asterales; Asteraceae.
AUGUCAUCAUCAAAAGCAUGGAGCAAAGAAGAAGAUAAGGCAUUCGAGAAUGCCAUUGCCAACCACUGGACUCACGAUUCCAAAGAACAAUGGGAUACAAUUGCUUCACUUAUCCCCACCAAAACCAUUCCCGAGUUGAAACAACACUACCGAUUACUCGUUGAAGAUGUUGAUGACAUUGAAGCCGGAGUGAUUCCAAUUCCGAAGUACCUCGGAGAGGAAUCCUCUUCCUCUUCCACCAAGGAAAACAACCACCACGGGUCGACUUCCAAUCGUCGUUCCUCUUGCAAUUACACCAACGGGUUUUCCGGGUUCGGUCAUGAUUCCAAUUCCGCCGGACAAAGCAGCGGAAAAGCAAAUUCCAGGGCAGAACAAGAACGUCGGAAAGGAAUUCCAUGGACCGAAGAAGAGCAUAGGUUAUUUUUAUUGGGAUUGGACAAAUUUGGGAAAGGAGAUUGGAGAAGUAUUUCAAGAAACUAUGUGAUAUCAAGAACACCAACACAAGUAGCAAGUCAUGCACAAAAAUACUUCAUAAGACUAAACUCCAUGAAUAGAGACAGAAGGCGAACGAGUAUUCACGACAUCACAAGUGUCAACAAUGGUGACGUGUCAUCAUCGCAUCAAAUCCCAAUCACAGGAAGCACCAACCCGUCUAGCGGCCCAACCGUCGGAGCACCCAUGAAACAUAGACCGCACCACCCGGUGCCGCCAGGGAUGGGGAUGUAUGGUGCACCGAUGGGCCACCCUGUCGCCGCCGCUCCCGGCCAUAUGCCGUCGGCAGUUGGAACUCCGGUGAUGAUGCCGCACAGCCACCACCACCACCCGCCGUAUGUUAUGCCGGUUGCGUACCCCAUGGCUCCACCUCCGGCUAUGCAUCAAUAGGAUUGAAAUCUGGCGAGUUUUUUUUUCUUCUUUUUUCUUUUUUUUUCUUGAAUUUUGAAUUUGAUGGAAUAACUCUUCCUAGUCAUAGUGCUAGAAUUUGACAAAAAAGUAGGACCACAGCAACUUUUUUCAAUGAUGAAUUUCUCUGUUGGUUUAAAGAAUUUUCACCAACUGUUUGUACAUUUUUUUUUCUCUUGAAGAAUAAUGCAAUGAUGAGUUGUACGUCA